AUGGCCAGCAUCUUCCGCCGGGCCGCAUCGGGCGUCUACACCGUCCUCGCCGUUUCCAUUCUCGGCGUCUGGAGCCUCAUCGUGCUGGUUGGCGUCGGCCUCACUGCCGUCGACGCGAACGCGAGCCUCCUCCAGCUCAUCGCCCUGCCGUCCCUGCUGACGUUCCUCGUCGCGAAGCUCGUCGUCGCCGCGUCGAGACUCCGGGCAGCAGCGGCAGCGGCAGCGGAAACCUUGCAACCUGGCUCGCGACGGCGGACCACGGCUCCCCGCACGGCGCGCUCGUUCUCCUCCUCUUCUCCCGUGACGUGGCUCCUGCACCUCGCGCGCAUCGUCUUCGCGCUCUUCCUCGUGGUGCUGAUGGGCGGCUUCAUGGCCUUCGCCGCCACGCUCGACGGCGCGGGUAAGGCUGGCAACAGCGGUAGCGGCGGCGGCGGGACGACAGGCGGACGUGGGGCGCUCUUCGACGACGACGCCGACGCCGGGGGCGCGCGCCAGAACAUGACGAUGGCGCUGGCGCGGUUCGAGGAACAGGCCGGCGUGGUGGGGAUCGGGGACUACCUCAAGGGGAACCCGUGGAUCGUCUUCCAGGUCUUUGCGGCGCUCUGGGCGACGUGCGGGCUGCUGACGGCGUACGUCACGGCGUACGCGUUCGGGGCGGCCCGCACGGUGCUGAUGACGCCGCUGGACGCGUGGGUGAGGAGGGGAGGCGGCGGCGGCGGUAGUGGCGGGGUCCCGUCUGUCGUCGUCGUCGUGGAAAAGGAGAGGGUCGUCUUGCCUGUGGAGGCGUCAAGCUGA
Molecule: messenger RNA, 795 nt
Organism: Colletotrichum graminicola M1.001
Lineage: Eukaryota; Fungi; Ascomycota; Sordariomycetes; Glomerellales; Glomerellaceae
Exons: 2
Coding region: 1-795 (264 amino acids)
Source: RefSeq, a predicted model, not a curated record